Molecule: messenger RNA, 613 nt
Organism: Paramecium primaurelia
Lineage: Eukaryota; Ciliophora; Oligohymenophorea; Peniculida; Parameciidae
Source: the annotation of a GenBank genome assembly
AUGUAUAAUUUUCAUUUUGUUGUCAAUCCAAAAGAGAAAAUUUAGUUUUCAAAUCAAAAAGCAUAAAUUCAAAUCUAAAACAUUACUAGAUAUCAUUUAGCAUUUAAAGUAUUCUUUUUUAUAAUGAUAGUUACUUAGAUUAGAACAACAAACAAUGUUGAUUUUAAAGUGAUUGGAAAUAAAGGUAUCCUCAAUCCAAUGACUACAAAUAUAAUCCAAAUCAUAAGCAAUAAAGAAGUUGUAUAUAAUAAUAUUCUAGAAUAUCGUAAAAGCUAAAUUUUAGAUUAUGACAGUGAUUAUAAAUCCUAACGAUAACAUUGACACUGCAUUUUCAAGAGCGAAUUCAGAACAAAUCUAAAUGGAGACAUUGAAAACGAAGCCAACCUUUGGUGAAGACACUUAAUCUUUAAUUUCAGAUACUUCUUUUUUCAAAUCAACAGCAGCUCCUAGAUAAAUAGUUCCUCUUCCUCAUAUUGAUCAAAUUUAGGUUUCUACAAAUGAAAAGAAGGAUGAAUUCUAGCCAACUAUAUUACAUUUAUUGUUUGUUGGAGCAGCCUGCCUUUUAAUUGGCUACUUUACACAUAUGUUUAAAUAUGGUAAUAAGAAUUGUUGA